CCUCGUUACCGGCGCGCUGCUGUGGCGGAGUGAAACUGAGCUGACGCUGCCAUGGCGGGCAGACAGAGGGCGCUGCAGCGCAGCACCGCCUCCCUACGUCCCUCCGCCAUGGCGGCCGUGCCCCGCCACCGCCGCUUCCUAGGCGGCUUCAUCUGCGGGGCCGCGGCGGGCGCCGCCGCCUCGUGCUGGGCCGCGUGGCGGCUCCUCCGGAGCCAGAACCAAGCAGAGCCGGGCCCCGAGCGAGCCCUGCCCGAGGAACCAGUAGAAGAGUCUCUGCUGGAAAAAUACGGGUUCCCUGAAGCUGGAACAGAGACCAGAUGUUACACAAAUCAUGCGCUGUCUUAUGACCAGGCAAAACGGGUGCCUAGAUGGGUGAUCGAACAUAUUUCAAAACAGAAGAUGCUGGGCAACGCAGACCGAAGGCACUGUAAAUUCAGACCAGAUCCUAACAUCCCUCUGAUGUUCAGUGCUGUCAAUGAAGACUACCUUGGGAGUGGGUGGUCACGAGGACACAUGGCACCAGCAGGAGAUAACAAAUUUUCAACAAGAGCGAUGGCUGAAACGUUUUAUCUCUCUAACAUUGUGCCUCAGAACUAUGAAAAUAAUGCUGGAUUUUGGAACAGAAUGGAAAUGUAUUGUCGGGAAUUGACGGAAAGAUUUGAGGAUGUUUGGGUGGUUUCUGGACCUCUGACCUUGCCUCAAACAAACGAUGAUGGAAAGAAGAGUGUUACAUACCAGGACUAGACCUGUGGAAAAAGGAAAACUACAGUGAAUGUGUCUGCACUGAUUUGUUUCAGAUCUUCUGUUCAAUCAUAGUUUCUUUGUUUUUGGCUAAAGAAGUGAGGAAAUAUGUAUCCGUGGCUUUACAGGCUGGUGUUUUUCUCAUCAGACAUCUAAAAAGGUUAUUUUUAGAUCACUAUAGAGGAAAAACAGAGCAUCGGUCAUGGCAUUGUUCCCAGUUCCUGCUUGGACUCUGGUACCAUUUGCUGUUUAAUUCCAGAAAGGGAAUUAACCUUGAACUCCUUAGAUGCCAACGUUGUUCUAUCUAUUGGCUGAACUUGCUGUAUCCUCAGAUAUGUUCUGUCAUUUCAUCUGUCAUUUCAUCUGUCUCCAGCAGUGGCUUUUAUUGCGUAGAGUAGAUUGAUGACCAGGCUUGGUAUCUGAAAAAUACAUUUUUGAGAAUAUAUGUAAAAUAGAAUGCCAACAGGAAAAAUCUGUUCUGUGUCACUGCAGAGGCAGAUGCAGGUUUUUUGUCUUUGUCCAGAUCAAAUCAAAACGACAGCGUCUCAUUUGAUACAUUACUCUUCCCCAGUGACUGUCACUUCAGUGAUUUUUCUCUGUCAGCAGAUUUGGAGUUUGAAAUACAGAUUUUGCAGUAAUUCUACUGGGUCAUGCUCAACUCCUUACCCUCUUCUCCCCCUGCGCCAUCAUAGUAAACAUUAAGAAAGGUUUUGCUAUGCUUGACGAGGGAAAGUACCAUUUAUAUAACAUCUUGUUUAUUGCUUGAAGAAGACGUGUUCUUCUACUUUUUAGUGAUACCCUGAGCUCAUGUUAAUUUUCAAAAUGGAAUGACUGCUUUCCUGGGCUGGACAGGGGCUGCACAGCAGCUGUACCAGAAGGUACACUUACUUGUCAUCUAUUGCUGUAGCAAAUAAGUCCCUGGGAAACGCAGUGCUCCUCUCAAACAGAAGAUGGUACUUCAUGGUUUUCCUUAGUCAAGAAGUAGCAGAGAUUCUCUCCUAGCUGACGUAGCAUGAGAGAAGCAAUUUUUGUUAAAGGUGGAAAUAAGCCUGGGGACUGUUGCUAUUUGUUGGCUGCUCCAAAUGGGCUCAGGGCUACACAGACCCCUUUUGGAUGUAGGCCUGGUACACACAUCCCAUAAAACUUACAUUGAGAGGCCUAGAUCUUAGAUCAGCUGGUGUCAGUGACUAGAGCUCUCUCAGCCCUAAAUUUAGACAUGAUGUACAAGUGAAAAUAAUAGACACCGGGUUAAGAUGGGAGGAGCAGAGACAACAAAGGUGCAGGAUAGAUUUACGGGGUUGCUUUUAUUUAGCACCAUACCCCUCCUGAAGGUUCUUUGGUUAUAGGAAGAGUGUGGUGAUAGGGGCUGUAGUGGACUAGGUAUUAAUUCAUGUUAAGUUUAACCUAAAUGAAUUGUGUGGGAGCAGUAGUCUGUCAUCACGUAAAUAUGGCAUUGGAAUGCCUAUACACACACUCUAUUUAAACAAGAAAGAAGUGGAGAUGUCUUUUAAUGCUGUUAUUAGGCACAGCUUUUCUUUUCCUUACGAUCUCUUGUCUCUUUUUGUCCUUUCUUUUUUGAGACUGCUGAGUGAUUUGGCAGUGGCAGGCAGAGCAGCCAUAACAAGUUUUCCUGAAAUGCACACAUUUGGGGAACUUGGCUGUGAAUUUCUGUAGCAGUUUGUUAAUGUGUUUUUUUUUAUCUGUGUUUUCUGUAUUACUGGGACUGCCUUCAUACCUCUCAGUUCUUCUCAAUGCUAUCUGAUGAAGUUCCGUCGCAUAUUGGGGAAAAAACACUAUCAGCUGAAUCAGUGCUGCCUAACACAAAUCCAGAAUGAAUCAGAGCGAAGGCAGUUAAUGCUGCAGCAACAAUCAACUAAGCAGAAUUAUGCUGAUAGCAAAGGGAUUUUUUUUUAUAUUGCCUGAUAGUCAAUCUGUCUCUAUACAGAAUUUAAUAGCAAUUUUUAGUAAAGCUCCUGUUUGUCAAGCCUGAGGUGAUAUCAGGAGCAAUGAUACUCCAUCUACAGUAAAAGAUGUGAUGGGCCUGGUCAGUAUCAUGCCAUAAGUUACAGCUGAAACAAAGCAAAGCUUUAUUCAGAGAGAGCUGCAGUUUUAUUUUGGGUGACAGGAAUGAUGCCCUUGAAACAAGAAAUGUGACAGAAUCUUAAUUUUGUUAAUGGCCAGAUGCAGUGUUCUGUGGGGGAUUGGGUUUUUGCUUGCUUCCAGUCUUUGUGGUAUGGUGGCUUUGUUCUAAACUCUGGUUAUUAUGCAGAGAGGUGGGGGGGGAGAAAGUGGUUACUGGAGUGCAGGGGGAAUUUUUAGAGCUAUCACUUUAAUGCAUUUGAUGUCGGGAUGCUCUGAUGCAACGUCUCUUCCGUGUGUGCUGGCAGUUAAAUCAUGAUUGAAUGUGAUUUCUGUUUACCAGGUUCUACAGGAAUCUCAGAUAAUUGCCAAGCCAGUGCUGGCGCUCACUGAUAAAAGACAAAUCCCUUUGGCUAAUUUUCUUCGUGGCUGAUUUUCGUUCUGUAGUCACUAGGUGGCAAAAUACUACUUUGAAAUUCAUGAGUCCUUUCUUUUAAAAGAAGACAGCUGCCCAGAGUGGUAAGAAACCUGUAACAAGUGAAGUAUAAAAGGAAAAUAACUUUUAUUUUAAAAUUUCUAAUGAGAGCAACAAUUCUGCUAUUCUUAUAAAUAUUCUACUAUUACACUGUUCAUGUAAAAUGGAAUUUACUUUCCCAUAAAACCCAAACUAGGAACCGCUUGUUCCUGUCUGAUUGCCCCCAUGAAAGUGACAUUAUUUAAUGCCGUAAGCUUAAAUGAUGUCAUUGGCAAAUGGCUUCAUUUUUCAUUGUGUUGCCUUAGCACUGUGCAAAUAUCAGAUUUGUCCUUCUUCCAGUUUAAAAAGCACAUCCUACAGGCAUGAACAGUUAAAUGAUUUGCUCAAAAUUAUGCAGAAGGCCAAUCUUAGGAAGAAUCCCCAUCGACAGACUGAAGUGUGAGACUGAAUUUACCAAAGCUUACUAAAUUCUCUCUGUUCUGAGAAAUCUUGUUGCUUCUGUCUUUAUCUUUGUCAGUCCCUGUGAGCUCCUUAAGCCUGUAGAACUUCUAACCAACGUGUUCCUUGUUUUAGCAAUGUGCAAACAUCUCCGGAUGUCAGGAAUUGCACGCAUUUUAAUGGCCUAUCCUUGUGACCAUUGUCCACGCUUAAUUGGGAAUAAAACUGAGCAUAACACAUUUUUACACACUUGCAGAAUGUCAAUAAUAAAAAAGAAAGAAGUACUUUGCCAAAUAUGACAUUAUCAUAAUGUUGCAGUGUUAGAUGACAAUUCAGUGGGAGAGCUUCAGCCAGCACGAGGUCACCAGGGAAAACAAGAGCAAAGCAAAACCAAAGGGAAUGAGCAGAGCGGCUCCAAGAAGUUAUGACAAUAAACAAAUAGCAAACAAAAAAAAAAGAGAAGUAGUAUCUGAAAUCUCACUUCGGUAUCCCAAAUGGUGAUGGGGAAGGAAUAUUUUCAAAAAGAACUCAAACUAAGAGUGCAUUUUUUUUUUUUCUUGUCUUGAGGCAAAAUAAAAGAUUUAGCAAAGUUGGACGAUCAGAGGGCUGGAGCACCUCUCCUGUGAGG
Gallus gallus (chicken) is the source of this 4361-nucleotide messenger RNA. It is a transcript of the gene EXOG, whose product is annotated as exo/endonuclease G. Gene Ontology annotation, cellular component: mitochondrial inner membrane; nucleus. Bases 52 to 744 code for a protein of 230 amino acids. The record is from RefSeq and is a predicted model, not a curated record. Lineage: Eukaryota; Metazoa; Chordata; Aves; Galliformes; Phasianidae. The transcript has 6 exons. Gene Ontology annotation, biological process: apoptotic DNA fragmentation. Gene Ontology annotation, molecular function: single-stranded DNA endonuclease activity; 5'-3' exonuclease activity; nucleic acid binding.